Molecule: messenger RNA, 240 nt
Organism: Heterobasidion irregulare TC 32-1
Lineage: Eukaryota; Fungi; Basidiomycota; Agaricomycetes; Russulales; Bondarzewiaceae
Exons: 2
Coding region: 1-240 (79 amino acids)
Source: RefSeq, a predicted model, not a curated record
AUGGGUUUCUACUUCAAAGUGGAUCAAGAUCUGUACGCCGUCACGGCCCGUCACGUCCUGUUCCCUGAAAACGAAGGCAAUAAUACAUACUCGUGCGUCGCCGGGCCUAAGAAGGAGGUCGUCCUCAUGGGCAGCAAAGCUCCCCACAACUUCCUCGUAUCUAUCCAGGGCCAUAUCGGCAUCAUGAACAGCACAGUUGACGUCUUGGAGAAGCGGGUUACGGCGUUAACGGUGAGGUAG